AUGUCGCAAAACGAACCCAACCCUUUGGUCAUCUUCUCCACCCUUGCCGCCAUCAUUUUGGCCGCCGUGGCCGUGUACGUUGUUAAACUCAACAAGAAAAAUGGUCCUGUUUUGAAACCUGAUGUGUUUCAAAAAUUCCCAUUGAUCGAGAAGACUAGACUCUCCCACAACACUUGUAUUUACCGUUUUGGUUUGCCCAAGUCCACCGAUCGUCUUGGCUUGCCCAUUGGCCAGCACAUCUCCAUUGGGGCCACCAUCAAUGGAAAGGAAGUGGUGAGAUCGUACACUCCUAUUUCUAGAGAUGACGAGUUGGGUUACUUUGAUUUGCUCAUCAAGACGUACGAGCAAGGUAACAUUUCGCGUCAUGUGGACAGUAAGUCUGUUGGAGACCACAUUGAAGUCAGAGGACCAAAAGGUUUCUUCACUUACACCCCUAACAUGGUUGAACACUUGGGCAUGAUUGCCGGAGGUACUGGUAUCGCUCCAAUGUACCAGGUUUUAACUGCUAUUUUGACCAACCCGGAUGAUAAGACUAAGAUCUCUUUGGUGUAUGCUAAUGUUACUGAAGAGGAUAUUUUGUUGAGAGCCGAAUUGGACUUGUUUGCCAAGGAACACCCCGACAGAUUCAAGGUGCACUACGUUUUGAACAACGCUCCCGAGAACUGGAACGGCAGUGUCGGAUUUGUUACACCGGAAAUAAUGGAGAAGCAUUUACCCAACAAGGACCAAGAUGGUUACUUAUUAUUAUGUGGUCCCCCACCCAUGAUCAGCGCCAUGAAAAAGAACGCCGUCACUCUUGGGUACCCCAAGGCCAGACCAGUGUCCAAGUUGGGCGACAAGGUUUUUGUUUUCUAG
Molecule: messenger RNA, 855 nt
Organism: Meyerozyma guilliermondii ATCC 6260
Lineage: Eukaryota; Fungi; Ascomycota; Pichiomycetes; Serinales; Debaryomycetaceae
Gene: CBR1
Product: Cbr1p
Exons: 1
Coding region: 1-855 (284 amino acids)
Cellular component (GO): plasma membrane; endoplasmic reticulum
Molecular function (GO): oxidoreductase activity
Source: RefSeq, a predicted model, not a curated record